Oryzias latipes (Japanese medaka) is the source of this 2662-nucleotide messenger RNA. It is a transcript of the gene foxj2, whose product is annotated as forkhead box J2. Gene Ontology annotation, cellular component: nucleus. Gene Ontology annotation, molecular function: DNA-binding transcription factor activity, RNA polymerase II-specific; RNA polymerase II cis-regulatory region sequence-specific DNA binding. Gene Ontology annotation, biological process: regulation of transcription by RNA polymerase II. NCBI's taxonomy places the organism in Eukaryota, Metazoa, Chordata, Actinopteri, Beloniformes, Adrianichthyidae. The record is from RefSeq and is a predicted model, not a curated record.
ACGUAUUUCUGGUAAAGUCAGAAAGGGAGGGGAAGCAGAGAGAGAGGGAGAGAAAAAGGAAGCACUCCGACAAGUCUUUUUGUGUAUGUGUGUAGUUUUUCCAAAGUUAUACAAACGUUCAGCAGCAGAAAGUGCGUUCGGAGAGUUAGAUGGGAUCAGAAUGCGAGGAGCAGGAUCUGAGGCAGAGCUCGGUUUAUGAACAUCUGUGCACAGCUGAUGACAGCAUAAACUAUUAACACUUUUUUAGGCCUUGGGCCUCGAGUGACCACAGAGAGGUCCCGCUCAGACGUGAGAAGAAAAAAAAGGAAAGCAAUGUCCUCUGACUUGGACUCCAGUCUCACAAGCAUUGACUGGCUGCCCAAACUGGGAGUCAGCAGCCUGCGCUCGGGGAAAAAGAGAGGAGGGGUGGAAAAGGACAGGAAGAAAGAUAGAGGGAGGGACAGAGGGGACUUUAUACCAUCGGUACCAAGCCCCUCCACUUCUAACUCUAAGGGAAAACCCCCCCACAGCUACGCCACUCUUAUUGCUAUGGCAAUAGCAGCCGCACCUGAGAAGAGGUUAAGUUUAAAUGACAUCUACACCUGGAUCAGUGACACCUUCCCCUACUACAGCCGAGCAGGCCGCGGAUGGAAGAACUCCAUCCGUCACAAUCUGUCCCUGAAUAAAUGCUUCAGGAAAGUUCCCCGACCACAGAGUGAUCCUGGAAAGGGGUCCUAUUGGACGAUGGAUGGACCUUCAGAUGCGGAUCAGAUGAGGGCACCGAAGCGACCCUAUCCAGAGGAAGAAGAGGAGGAAGAGCGAGAAGAAACUCUUCGAGUUGCAGAAACCCAAUCCCUGAGAGGACCGUCUCCUCUUCAACCCUCAACUGCUGACCUCCAUCUUUUUAACUCCUCUCCGCUUGGACAUGUGCAGAUGCAGCCUCCUCACUCUACUUCUCUCACUCCUCCUCCAUUCAAGCAGUCUUCUCCAUAUGUGCCUCCCCCUGUACCGUGUCUGCAGGCCUCCAAUCAACCUGUCCCCCAGUCUGCUGGUUUACCUACCAGUUCCUCCAUCAGCUCUUUUCCUACCCCCCAUCCACCGGUUUCCACCUACUCUGCCGCUGCCACACAUCUGACCUCUGUCAACAUGUCUACGGCCUCUGCAGCUGCUUUCUCUCAUCCAGUCCCGUCCUUUGCGGUCACAUCAGACCCACUUCCUGUCUCUACUUUCUCCGGCCCCCCCAACCCCUCGGCCGUGCCCGUUUGCGCUGUAUCUGGCACCGGUCCCUCCUGUGCUUCAACUGUGCCUUCAUCUUCCAACCCCCCUCCAGUUGUUUCUUCACACGCCUACGUUGAGCCUCCACUGCGCUUCUCUUUUGAGGAGAUGAAUAUUCCAGACCUGUAUGCAUCUUUCAAGUCUCUCUUCAAGACGAUACGGGAGAGGGGGGGCUCAGUGUCGGACAGCCACACCAUGGUUUUCCCGAAUAGUGACACUACCCCACUUCACACUCCAACUUUGCCCCCGAUGUCUCCUCCUCCUGCAUUGGCACCACAUGCUCUAAACACCCCACCUGCACCAGGCGCUCCACCUGCACACCCUCCAGAGACAGAGCGCACGGCACAACACACACUGCCCCCCGACUGGUUCACUACCCAAGAUUCUCUGAAGGAGAGCUUCCGGAUUGUCAGCAAUCUAAACUGGGCAAACAUUGACCUCACUGGUCAUCCAGAUCUUCUGGAGAGCAUGAGGCAGGCGGAGCUCUGCGACUGGGCCCUUGACCCGGCUGUCUUCACCUCUCUCUGCGACUCCCUGAAUCGCUUCUUCUCUCAGAAAGGCAUGAUCAGCCCUGGUAAUCGUUCUCCCAUUGCUCUUGGAGGACCUCACUCAACUCAGCCCUCGCCCCUUUCCUACCCUCCCAUGGUUCCUUCCACCAAUGGGCCACAGCCUCCCCGGAGGCCCCUGCAGCCAGGUCUUCACAUGAGACCUCAUCUGACACAGCCUGCAAGCACAGCUGGUGGGAUCCAGCCGCAGGUGCCGACACGUCCACAGCCUCCUCCUCUUAAGAGUUGGCGUGGGAACAGCGAGGAGAUCCCCGAUGACUUUAACUGGGAUACUCUAAUUGAUUGACCCUUGCUGCACAUUAUUAAAACACAGAAAUAUCUGUUGUUUUUUGUAAGCACAUUUGGGAUAGUUUGACACGAGACCAAAAGUCAGAAUUUACAAUCUCCCUCCUCAUAUGCCUCCAAAAUGCUGCAUUCCUGCUGACUUUUUUUCCUGAGGAGGUAUACAGGGUUUGAUCUUCACAUUAGACAUGAAAUGGUCUUAAACUAAGGUGACAAAACGUCCAUUUAUUCCUUUUUCUACAUACUGCUAAUCUUGGGAGCAUUGAGAGACAAACACAUCCUGCGUUUUUCUUUUAUUUCAUAAAUUUCUUUAGAUUUUUUUUCUUCAUUUUACAUUUCAAAUGUGAAUGUUUACAGCUGACACCAGACAGAAAUUCAACCUUACCCAAUAAGAGCUUUUUCUUGAUAUAAAAUAACGAUUUCAUUGAACUUAAUUAAAAGAAAAGCAUGAUUAAACAUGUUUUCAAGUCCCUGUUUCGUCUCCUUUUAUUGAAAAUGUCUUUGAUGAAGAAGCAUAGCACUCCCUUCCCAAGGACAAGAGCAGGGGGGGGGGGGGGGGG